GCAGAGCAGCCUGGCGUCUGGAGCUGUGUGGAAGGCAGCCUGAGACGGAGUGGGAGGGACCGGUCUCCACGGGGCGGGAAAACUGGUCUAGAAAAAUAGAGCGAAGAGAAAACUAAAGCCCGCAUGGAAGGCCUGGAAAACUCAAUUGGACAAGGGAUUUGAACCAGUGGGCUGGGUCAGAGAACCUACGUAACCGGAACCUAUCUAUAAUAGGCGGACCCAAAGGCGGCUCCAGUGGCCGCAGGAGGGAGGGGCCGGAAAACCCUCCAUUCUCUGAGAGGAAAUCUUUGUUUAAGGGCUGGACGGCCGACACUGGCCAGAGUUUCAAGUAGAUGUGAAAACUUCCUGCAGCCACUGGAGCCUCGUAGAACGGUCUGGGAGACUCGCCGGUCCGCACCACAGUGGCGGGAACCGCAGCCCGGCGAUCCUAGCAUCUCCCAGGUCAGAAGAGCUGUAGUAAACAGGGUUGUUGACAUGCGGUGAACUUCUCUCAGGAAGAAGAGGAAAUGCCUGGACCUCACUCAUAGGGUUUUGUACUGAGAUUGAAUAUUGCAGAAUUGCAGCAGUCCUGUUUCUGGCUUGCACUUUUCAGCUACACCUGCUUAUCGUCGAGCAGGACAAAGUGCCCUGGAAGGUGGAGAGAGAGGCAUCAGUAGCAAAGGAUCCAGGACACGGCCACACUAACAAAUAUCUUUUGAAGUUAGAGAAUUCUGCCUGGGUGUCUCCUACUAUUAUGUGGCUGAUAUUUGUGGAUACCUGCUAGACAAUUGGUUUUCUGUCUGAUUUCAUUGUGCCUCGAAGACUGGUGGAUGCUGAAGCUUCCCUGCAUCGCUGUCUAUUUUCUCCUUACAGUUCUACAUUGAUUGCUUCUCGUAUUUGGAUGCUUUUGUGAAAUGCAUUUAUAUCGAAUGCAAUCCUGUUUGUCAGUUUGUGUUCUUUUGUCAUAAUAUGUAGUUCUGUUCAUGAGUAAGUCCCUAUGUCCCCAUAUGGAUGUGUUUUUACUUUCUCUUACUAUACAAGUUUCAUUUUACAGAUCAUACAUGAAGGUCUGAUUCAUUGUACACUGGGAGAGAAUUUGACCCAGGUUCAUAUUUCUGUGUGGAUAAAUAGUUGUCUCAACAUCAUUAGUUAAAACAGCUACCUCUUAUGCAGCACAUAGGUGUUGUUUUGGUGAUUCACAUGGCCAUUGCUAUUGGUCUGGCUCUGUUUCAUUGGGCUGUGUGUCUACUCAUCUGCCACUCCCAUAAUAUUGUUGGUCAUGUGGCUGUGCAGUGUCAUCUGGAACCAAAGCUAGGACAACUUAAGCUCUGCUCUGUACUCUCAGGGUCUCUGCUUCCAUGGAAAUUUGUAAGAGUCUCUGUAGUGUAUCUGUGAGGUAUAUGAUGGGGAGUUUGAUUGUCAUGGAGUUGGAGUUAAUCAUAUCAAUCUCUUUCACUAGUAUUGUAAUUUUCAUAGUACUAUGUCCUGUUCCAUGAGCAUGGAAAUACUUUCCAUCUUCAAGUAUUUAUUCAAUUCCUUCAACAAAUUAAAGAGUUUAUUGUAGAGGACUUUAUUUUGCUUGUUUGUUUUGGGAUUCAUUUUCCCCAUUAAGAAAUGUAUUUUUGAACCAGGAGUAGUGGUGUAUACCUUUAAUCCCAGCACUCAGGAGUCAGAGGCAGGUGGGUUUCUGUGAGUUUGAUGCCAGCCUGAGAUUUCUGAGAGAGUCAGGCUGUUACACAGACAAAUCCUGUUGGGGGCAGGGAUAGGGGGUAGGGGUAGGGGUAGGGGGUCCUCUUUAGUAUUAAUUAUGUAAAUAGCAGGGUUUUAUAAUUGAAUGAUUGUAUAAAUGAUUAAAAUUUUGCCUCCAAAUAAAUAUUGGUAUUUCCUAUGUUUACAUUUCUACAGAUUUUAUAAUAAUUAAUUUUUAUAUUUAAUCAUUGCAUAUUGAGUAUACUGUGAUCAAAGUUGCACCUCACCAUUAUCUCUCCUUUUAUCACCUUCCCUACCAUUCCUAGUUAUCCAUAUUUACUUCCCAAUUAUUGCCCCUUUGAUUUCAUGUGUCUUUUGUGCCAAUCUUGGAAGAGUAGGCAGGGUGUCAUUUGUGUGCGUAAUUCUAACUGCUGUGUAUUAUGACAGCAUAGUUUCCCAUACAUCACCUCCCUAUCCUCUAUCUCUUACAGUCUUUUCCUGCUUCUUCUGUAGUAUUCCCUAAGGUUUGGAUUUUUGUAAUGUAGACUUCCUAUCACAGGCUGUGCAGUCAGUGACCUCUGAAAUAACUGUUUCAUGCUGUAAAUAAAGUUUCUCUGUCCUGGGCUAAAAGCAGCACCAGGCUAUGAGUACAAACAGAAUGCACUAAAGGCCAGUGUGAGUAUUUGUACAUGUAACAAAAUGUCAAGAAUGGAUUCUUUCCUGGGGCCUGCCUCCUCCCAGCCCUAGGCUGGGAGGCUUUCCAUUGAUAUCCGUCUGUUUCCUAAUGUGGAUCCCGCCACAAAUCCAACCAGAAAGUCUUCAUUAACUACAAAAUAGUCUUGGCACUGUUACACUGGUGUCCAGCAGGUAGGGAUUUUAGCAUCCAGAGUUCACUUCAGGAUAUGGACCCUUUUAUCACAGCAACCUGCACAACACAAUUUGGGAAUAUGAAUGAUACCACCAGGAAGUCCAAGAUGUUUGUAGACAUUGUGAGUGGUCUGCUGACUUCUUAGAAUCUUCUUGUAGGUAUGUAAAAUUCCAAGGGUAUUGUAUGUGGAUUAUAUAAGUUAUUAAGAGGACUGUCUUCAGAUCUGAGCUUUUUCAUGGGACAAUACAAAGUUUUUGAAUGGCAGAAUUCUUUUUCCUCCAUGAAGGGGUAACUUGCUUUUUGACUUCCUAUAUCAACCCCUGUAAGUUUUUCUCUUUCUUCAGCUGGAUAACUGUUGAUACACUGUUGACUUGCUGUGGGAGAAAUGGACACCUUUGUCUCGUUCCCUAUUAGAGAGGAAUGAUUCCAGUUUUCCUCAAUGAAUGUAAUGUUGGAUGUACGCUUGUGAAUUCUAGUGUUUAUGAUGUUGAGAUAUGUGUGUUUAGAGCUUUUAUAAUGGGUAAAUGUGGCAUUUUGCCACAGGCCUUUUAUGGCUCUAUUGACAUCAUCAUGUUUCUUCUCUCACUGAGUGUAAUUAUUUGCUGUUUUACACUGAUUGUAUAUGUUUCUGAAACACUUGUACUCCUGGCAUGUAGUCAACCUAAACUCUACUUCUAAAUAGUUCAGAGAGGGUCUCUGUAUCGAUUUCUACCUUGACUAUUGCUCUUUGCAUGUAUUUGCUUGUCCUUAUCUGCUUUGGGUAUCAAGGUCUAAAGCAGCUUUGUAUGAUAUGUUAUUCCUUUAGAGAAUGCAGUGUUGAAUCUGUCUAGUGCUGGGGUAGUUUUAGAAGAAAUUAUUAGUGCUUAAGUCCCAGUAUUUGUAUAAGAUCUACUCUAGUUUUAUAACAGAAAAUUGUUUUUAGGAACUAUCCUUUUCUUCUACAUGUCAAGUUUAUUUGGAAUGACUUUCAUCAGCACUCCAUAAAAUAAUACAGGGUGUCCAUUGUUAUACCCUCUUUCAGCUCUAAUUCCAUUGCUUAGGGAUUUACUCUCUUAGUUGGGAUUAGGUUAAAGCAUACUUUGUCAGAAUUUUUUUUUAUUUCUUGACAGAAACAAGUCUGUUACAUUGACUCCUGGUAUUGUUCAGUGUAUCUCUAUUACAUUAAUUUCUAAUAUAUUUCUAUAUAUUAUUAGGAAUUGACUUAUUCCUAUGUUUAUAAGCCCUCAGGUACAUAAUUAUGUACAUAUGUCCUUUAAAACCAGAGCUUCUUGCUGUCAAGCUUUUCAAGGUGUCUUUGUUACUGCACUUCAGUGUGAAUAGUUUUCAUGACCUUACACUCACCCUAACAUGAUAUUUCUUCAAGUUGUCCUCAGUGCUCCGUGAAUUCUGUCUCACUGUUCAUUGAUUUAGGUCUUCUCAGAAGUUAAUUAAUGAACAGUAAAUGAGGGAUUGGAGAGGCAGCUCAGCACUUGAGAGUACUUGUUGUUCUCAAAGAGAAUCUUGGUUCAGUACUCAGCAUAGAUGAGAUAACAGUACAGGUAAGAACAUAGAGGUGUCUCUACUAGUAUUAGAGCAAUUGUGGAGCCUGGAUAUGUGACAGGACAGUUGACACCUCAUACCAACAUUGGAAAAGUUAGGAAUGAUCCCUGUGUAUGAUAAAUAAUGUUGUUUGUAUUCAUGGAGCUCAGAGCUAGAGACUAUCCUGUGCCCAUUGUAAUGUGGCAACAGAAGGUUUAUCAUAUUGAUGAUGUAGUUAGGUACAUAGUAGUAACUGUUAUGAGGAUCUACUCAAGUUGUGGACAAAUUUAUAAUUCAGGAAGAUCACCCAGCAUCCCAUCAACAAGACUGCUACUGAAGGAAAGUAAAUUGCAUCAAGUGCCACAGUUUUCUGGUAACCACAGGCCCACAAAUCUCAAAACUCUUUGCUGAUAAGUAGAUGUGAUGUAGAACGGACAUGGGCCCAUUCUUAAGUCCUUCAUUUGUAUUAGUACAAUAAGUUGGGUUGAGGGCUCAGGGUUGUGUUCUAAAUUAACACCCAGCAGGCUUUUUUCAGUUGAGCUUCAAAGGUCCUGAAGGUCGUGCAUAUUCUCUGAGGAGAAUUUGCUGCAUGUGGUGUAUUCACUGGGAGCUUUUGAGUUGGCUGCAUUUCACCUUCAUCUUUACACUGAUGUCAGAUUCCAUGUUGCUGAUAUGAAUUUCACUAACCUCAUGUGACCUGGAGAGCAGUCACAUCCUAUGUGUCCUAGGAUUCUCUAGAGGAAAAGAACAGAUAGAGUGAAUCUGUAUAUAGAUACAGAAAGGGAUUUUAUUAGUGUGGGUUACAGGCUAUGGUCUAACUUGUCCAGCUAAUAGAAAGGCCAAGUAUCCAGUAACUGUUCAGUUCAUAAGUCUGUCUCAGCUGGUCCUCAGUAUACACUGAAAUCUUUGAGAAGUAGGUGCUAAUGGACUUGGCAAUGAGAGCAAAGGCAAGCAGGGAAACAGAACAAGCUUCCUUUUCCAUGUCACUGAUAUAGGCUGCUAGCAGAAGGUGUGGCCAAGAUUAAAGGUUCACCUUCCCACCUCAGAAGAUCCACAUUAAAAGUGGUUCUUCCUAUUGGGUGGUGGUGGCACGCACCUUUAAUCCCUGCCGUUGGGGUGAAGGAAGGUAGGUGGAUCUCUGUGAGUUCGAGGCCAGAGCUACUUCCAGGACAGCCAGGUAUAUACAAAGAAAGAAAAGGUGGGUCUUCCCACAUCAAAUGAUUUAGUUAAGAAAAAAAUAAAAAAAUCUCUCCCAUGUGUACCCAGCCAUUUGAGUUUUAGUUCAUUCAAGAUGUAGUCAAGUUGACAACCAAGAAUAGCCAUCUCACCCCAUUUCUAUUUCUGUUCAUCUGAUUCUUCCCCUUUUAUUGUUUAGAAACAAUGAACGCUUCUUGUCUCCUCCAGGUUUUGCUAGGUGGGAUUAAUAGAAGUCUUGAAUUAUGUCUGUUUCCCUUUUCAGAUUUGAGAAAUAAUUACCUAUUGCCCCGUGUUAUAGAUAUCAGAACUACAAUCUGGUUUUGUCUUGUUAUUGUUUAGAUUUUUGUUGUUAAUAGUAUUAAUAUAUUAAGUUCAUGUAAGUUGUCUUUCUUCUGCCUUAGCUCACUGAGUAUCUUUUGAAUUUUUCAAGUAACUCAUACAUAUCCAUGGUUGAUGUCUAGAGAUUUAGUUUACUUAUAUCAUUUACUUUGAUUUCUUCGAACGCUUUCUAGACUCUUGUUUACAUUUAAGAACUUGGCACAUGUCUGUAAUUUCAAUAUUAUGGAAAACAGUAAAGCGAUUCUUCGGAAUCAGGGAGUAAGCAUAGAAUGCCUUUGUCCCAUUUUUAAUCUUAGAGAGGCUGUCACUCCAAUGUCAUUCCUUACAAGGAUACACCUUACCUAUGCACCCUCCUUCUCUUUUCCCCGGCAGCCAUGAGAUGGGUUCUGCCAUGCCCUCCACUUUAAUGAGUCUGCUUUGACAUUGCCUAGAGCAAUGUAGAACACAGACAUCCCAUUUAAACCACAUACUGACCUUUUACGUGGCUUCAGAAUGGUUACAGAUGACAGAUAUUCUCACACAGGGGUCCAAAUAUAAGUAAUACAGCAGCAUGUCUAUCUUGAGAAGAGAAUUAAGUUGGAAAGGUACACUUUACCUCAGUGAACAAUGUAUGGUCUGCUUAAGUGAUGCUGAGGUUGACUGUAACUCUAUCUGAUGACAAGCAUGCCAUAUUGCGAAGAAACAUGUGUUUGCCAGAUAGACUGAACCACUGCAUGUUAUAUCUGUUCUCUACGAUAGCAUGACACAUAUGGUGAAUAAUAUGAUCAAAGAGGCAAAUAUUGUAUUCCAGGUAUUUUCUACUAUAUAGAAAAGCUGACAACCAUAUGCAAUGAUGGGAAAUUUUAGAACCCCUCAAACCUUUUCUCAGGAAAUGACCUAUCUGGGAUUGAGAUUGUUUUCAUAUUGGACAUGAUUUUCUAUAUUUAUGCUGAGAACACACCAUUGUCCCCCUACCCCAUGUCAUUAUGGAAGCAGUGCUUUUCCUAAGCUGUGAUCUUGUGAUACUGUCAAUAAACAUUGCACUCUUGCCUUACAAUGCCGUAUAAGGAAGACAGUGCUGAGUUGUUCAUUUGUGAUGCUUUCCCAUCUUAAGGCCCUAUUGUGAUUUCCUGGCCCUUCCUCCUCAUUCCUGAAGGGCAACUAUAUGUCAGCUUCCUUUCCCAACCCAACUACUGCCAUUCCAUUACCAAUUUUGUCUUUAUUCCCCACAUCCAUCCAGAGCUCUUGUUCCACUCUCAAGCUGCUCUGUCUAGAGCAGUGUUUCUCAGCCUUUCUUAUGCCACAGCAUACAGUUCUUCAUUUUUCAGUGAACUCCAACCAUAAAAUUAUUUGUUGCUACUUCAUAACUGUAAUUUUGCUACUGUUAUGAAUAGUAAUGUAAAUAUCUGAUCUUCAGUAUGUCCCAUAGGUGACUCCCCAAAGGGGUCUAAACACACAGGUUGAGCACCACUCACCUUGUCCUAGACUCACACUCACACCCAUGUAUAUAAAAAUGGGCUUAGUAAAUGGGAGAAAACCUGCAGACAUUUUCUUUCCUUGUAGAAGUACAAUUCAUAUAAUUUAUAUUUCUAUUGAUUUUAAUGCAAAGAUCGUAAUUACAAUUUAUUUUGUAGCAAAAUAAAACUCCACCAUUUAAGUUCAUUCCAUUUCUUUUCUGUUGUUGGGCAUCUAGGAUGGGUUCAUUUCUUAUCUUCUUUGAAUAGUGUGGCAAUAAAACUGUAUGUCUGUUUUGGUAGAACUUAGGGGCUAUGUAUUUUUGCUGUGGUGGGUAAUAUGGUGGUUAAGAUUGUGGGUUGUAGAAACUCCAAAAUGAUUACUGUGGCUUUUACUGGUUCAUAGUCCCUUUGAAGAAUGAAUAAGUGUCCCACUUUUCUAUUUCAUCAACGGCAUUUGUUGUGUUUUUUUCCUUUUUCUGUAUUUUUUUGUUUGUUUUGUUUUGUUUUGUUUUGUUUUGUUUUUGAGGCAGAGUCGUACGGUGUAGUUCUGUCUGGCUUGAAACUCACUGUUUAUACCAGGCUGGUACUGAGCCAACUGCUAUUUCCUCUGGAGUAGUAGGAGGAAAUGAGCCCCGCUAUACCUUCUCCACUUUAGCCAUUCUGAAUAGGGUAAAAAGGAGUAUCAGUUGGUUUUGAAUUUAUAAUUACUUCAUGGCUAAGGAUGAUCAACUUUUUUUUUUUUUUUUUAAUGACUAGCAGCCUAGUGGUGGUGGUGCAUGCCUUUAAUCACAGUACUUUGGAGUCAGGCAGAUCUCUGAGUUCGAGACCAGCCUGGUCCACAAAGUAAGGCUGUCAUGAGAGAUAGCUAAACUGUUAAGAACAGUUUUCUGAGCCAAGCACAUGCCUGAAGGUGGAUAGCCAAUAGGAAAUGAACUCAAUGGCAUCCUUUUGUCAAAAUGUCGUAUUAGUGUGUUUCCUUUUUUUUUUUUAAUGUUACCUUAUUAUCUAUAUCUAUCUAUCUUCUGUCUUUUUACCCUACUGGUCCUUUGUUUUGUGUAUUAUGGCUUAAAGGUUAGUGUUUUUAUGAGAUACUGUUUCUUGUGCCUUCUCUUGUCCUCUUUUUUUGUUUGUUUGUUUUAUCCAAUUCUGAGGCGUUAGCUUUUGUUUUAUCUUAUUAGAUUAUAUUUUUAUUAUUAUCUCUUGGAAGCCUCUUUGUUUUCUAAUGAGAGACAGAAAGUGGUGGAUCUGGAUAGGAGGGAGAGUGGGGAGGAACUGGGUGGAGUAGAAGGAGUAGAAACUGUAAUCAGAAUAUAUUAUGGGUGUGCUGGUUUGAAUAGGAAUGGCCCCUAUAGGCUCAUGUGUUUGAAUGAUUGGCUCAUAGGGAGUGGCAUUAUUAGGAGGAAGUGUGUCACUGUGGAGUGGGCUUUGAGGUCUCAGAUGCUAAAGCUAUACCCAAUAUGUCACACAGCCUCCUACAGCCUGUGGAUCAAGAUGUAGAACUCUCACCUCCUCCAGCAUCAUGGCAGUCUGCACACUGCCAUGCUUCUCUGUGUGAUGAUAAUGGACUAAACCUGUGCAACUGGAAGCUAGCCUCAAAUAAAUGUUUACCUUCAUAAGAGUUACUUAUGGUCAUGGUGUCUCCUCCCAGCAAUAGAGACCCUAACUAAGACAAUGGUAGGGGGAAAAAAGUAUUUCAACAAAAGACAAAAACAAGGUAAAAAAUUGAUAUGAUCCCCAUAAGCUCAUGUUUGAAUGCCUGGCCCAUGCAGAGUGGCACUUUUAGAAGGUGUAGUCUUAUGGAAUAAGUGUGGCCUUGGAGGAAAUGCGUCACUAUGUCAAAAUAAAACAAAAGAAGCACUUGUUGCUCUUACAAAGGACCUGGAUUUGUUUCCCAAAAUCUAUGUGGUAGCUCAUAACUGUCUAUAAUUCUAGUUCCAGUGCAUCCAAUAUACUCUGACCUUUGUGGGCACCAACACUUGCAUAGUACACAUACAUCCAGGGCAAACAUUCAUAUACAUCAAAUAUAAAUACUGUAAAGGUGACUACAUACACACAUUGACUUUUUUGUGCUUUUUCUGUUUAUGAUUGCUCUUUUAAACAAAUAUUUGUUGACUUUAUUUUGAAGUUAUAAAGAUAUAGGUGGUUAUUCCCUAACUCGCCUCUAUUCAUCUGUUUCUCAUGUGAAAUAUCUUAGUUCUUAUAUUCUCGUGGAUAUCUUUUUGACUGAUCAGUGUAUAUUUGCCUUUAAUUAUUAUCUGCAAUGACUUGGGUAGAAUGGCACAUGUCAAUUCAUGAGUAUUUUCAAAUGCACUUCUCUGUCAAUUUUAAAACAUAAUUUUGACUGCAAUAAAUAAUAAGGUUGAUAGUUACUUUCGGGUAUUUGAAUAUAUUUUUCUAUUUUCUCCUUGCUUUAGGAUUAUUCUGGUACUAUUCUGAUAUUUGAGGGUUUUGUGGUUUGACAUUGUUCUUUAAGAGAGAUUCACAUUAAUUUUUUUAUUUUAUAUUUUUGAUGCCUGAUAUGAAAGGCAAGAAGGGGUCCAGCCAUUGUUCUUGAGACAGAAACUCAGAGCAGAUCAACAGGAAGAAAUGGCUGCUUCUCCAGUAAGUACAUCCCAGGGUCUGUUGACAUUCGGGGAUGUGGCUUUGGACUUCUCCCAGGAGGAGUGGGAAUGCCUGGACUCUGCUCAGAGGGCUCUGUACAUUGAUGUGAUGUUGGAAAAUUACAUCAACUUGGUCUCUGUUGAGAAGCAUCACAUGUGUGGUAAAUAUGAGAAGGUCUUGGAUCAACACUCAGAGCAUCAACAUGUGAAUAUCCAAGAAAAGUCUUACAAAUAUAAAGAGCUUGGCAAAAUGGUUCAUGAAUCCUCUCCAUGUACACCUUAUAACACAAGUAGUACUGCAGAAAACUGUAACAAGUACAGCUACCAGGAUGCUUCCAUUGAAUCAUCCCUAAUCAGACAUAAUAGUGUACACACUGGAGAAGAACUUUUCAAAUAUAAAGAGUGUGGCAAAUGUUUAUGUUCCAACAUUUGUCCAAAUCAGAGUAUCCACGAUAUAAAGAUGGAACACAAGUAUACAGAAAGUGAUAAGCUUUGUGGCUCUACACACAGACUUGUACAGCAAAGAACUCAUAGUGGAGAGAAAGCACACAAUUGUGGGAAAUGCUUUAGGAGUUGCUCAAGCCUCAGUACACAUCAGAGACUUCACACUGGAGAGAAACCAUGGAAAUGUAAAGAAUGUGGUAAGUCCUUUAAGUGGUUGUCUCAUCUUAAAGCCCAUUGCAGAAUCCAUACUGGAGAAAAACCUUUCAAAUGUAAUGAAUGUGAUAAAGGCUUUUCACGGUUAUCUAGACUUAAAAGUCAUUAUAGAACCCAUACUGGAGAGAAGCCUUACAAAUGUGAGGAAUGCGGUAAGUGCUUUUCUCGGUUGUCAAGACUUAAAAACCAUUAUAGAAUCCAUACAGGAGAGAAACCUUACAAGUGUAAGGAAUGUGGCAAAUCUUUUACCCAUUGCACGGGUCUUAGUACACAUCAGAAAAUUCAUACUGGGGAGAAACCUCACAAAUGCAAAAACUGUGGUAAAUCCUUUCAUCUGCUGUCAACUCUUAAAGAACAUUUCAGAGUCCACACUAGAGAGAAGCCUUACAAGUGCAAAGAAUGUGGUAAGUUCUUCCAUUGGUUGUCAGGCCUUAAAAGCCACUACAGAAUCCACACUGGAGAGACACCUUACAAAUGUAAGGAGUGUGACAAGUCAUUUUCUCAGUUAUCAAGACUUAAAAGCCAUUAUAGAACCCAUACUGGAGAGAAAUCUUGCAAAUGUUUAGAAUGUGACAAAUACUUUACCCAAUGCACAGCUCUUAAAAGACAUCAGAAAAUUCAUACUGAUGAAAAACCCUACAAAUGUGAAGAGUGCAGCAAAUGUUUUUAUGUGUUGUCUCACCUAAAAAGCCAUUGCAGAACCCAUACUGGAGAGAAGCCUUACAAAUGUGAGGAAUGUGGUAAGUGCCUUUCUCAGUUGUCAAAACUUAAAAGCCAUUAUAGAAUCCAUACAGGAGAGAAACCUUAUAAGUGUAAGGAAUGCGACAAAUCCUUUACCCAUUGCACAGCUCUUAGUACACAUCAGAAAAUUCAUACUGGAGAGAAACCCUACUCAUGCAAAGACUGUGGUAAAUCCUUUUAUCUGUUAUCAAGACUUAAAGAACAUUACAGAGUCCACACUGGAGAGAAACCGUACAAUUGUAAGGAAUGUGGUAAGUUCUUCCAUUGGUUGUCAAACCUUAAAAGACAUUCCAGAAUUCACACUGGAGAGAAACCUUACAAAUGUGAGGAAUGUGACAAAUCCUUUACCCACUGCUCAAGUCUUAAAGCUCAUCAGAAAAUUCAUGCUGGGGUAAAACCCUACAAAUGUGAAGAAUGUAGCAAGUCCUUUUAUUGGUUGUCAAACCUUAAAACCCAUUCCAGAAUCCACACUGGAGAAAAACCUUACAAAUGUGGUAAAUGUGACAAAUCCUUUACCCAGCGCUCUCUUCUUACAAAGCACAACAGGAUCCAUACUAGAGAAAAACAUGAAAACAGGAAAUAUGUGAGAACUUUUGAUGAAUGAUUAAAUCAUAGAAAAUUCCAAGAGUUUAUAACUAAUUCAUGAGGACAAAAUGUAGUCAGAAAUUCAAACCAGAACUAAACCAGAAGAAUGUUCACUGUCGUAAAAUCCUCAUAUCUUAUGCAUUAGAAAUUCCAUGCUAGAAAACCCAUGAUAUGCAUUGAUUUUUUUUUUCAGUUUUUACCUAGUGCUAAAAUUGUAGAUACAUCUGAAAAUUCAUCCUGAAGGGAAACGCAAGAAUCUCCUUUAAUAAUGAGUCCUCUUUUUUUUUUUUUUUAACCUUCAAAAUAAUCAUUCAGGAGUCAAAUUGUACAGACAGCGUGAGUAUGAGAAAUGUUAAAGAGAUAACUUGUGGAUGUGAUACAUGUACAUGCAUAGCCUGGAAGUCCCAAAGAAUGUGCAGGAAAAUUGGUUUUCCUGUACUCAAGAAAAUUGGAAAAGUAUUUAGUCCAACUGAAAAACACAAUGAUUCAUAUAGAAACACUAAGACACAGACAUUAGAUAAACAAGUGUAUUGCAAAGAAGGAAACCAAAUGCGUAAAGGAAUUUGUUAUGUACUUGAGUGGAGGAGGAUAUUUCUAUUUGAGUAAAUAUAUAAUUCAUAUUAACAUUUGGGUAAUGCUAGUAUUGGAAUUUGAUGAAAUGUAAACACAAUAGUUUUUUUUUUUUAUACUCAGAUGCAUCUAUGCUGUCUUGCUUACAGAUGAUUUUAUGAUAAUGUGUAUCUAUUGUUGCUGCUUCAGUGCUGAUGAAUCUGAGUCAGGAGUGGUGAAGUUAGGUAGCUAAUGACUGCUAACCAUCUGGUGAGUCCAACUAUCUAGACCGACUCAUGAUGGCAAAUUUAGAGUCUCCCUGGGUCACGUCUUCAUGCAGAUGCUGCACAGACCAAGGCCUCUCUGCUUGAUGACCUUUUGAAAACUAUACUAGUUCAUGGCAGUGUUACAGUCCCAGAGAGAAUUCUGUCAUUGUGUGCCUGUGAAGACCACUUUAAAAAAAAAACAAAAAACAAAAAACAAACAAACACUUAUCUCCGAUUAUUUUCUUCAUUGGUUCACUAUGUAAAAAGCCAUGGUAACCUGAGCAGAAUCCUGUCUUGGAAUCCCUUUGGUUUCAGGAGUUAUUCUUCGCCUUUAUUUGUUGUUACAUGGUGGUUGAAGUGCCCUACUCUGUUGGAGUUCACUUUUCUUUGUGUGAGCAGGAUUCUGAGAUCAUGGUACCUUACAGGCAAUGUAGCUUGCUGCCUGUUGCUCCUAACAAUCUACUCUCUGUUAAUAACGUGUCGUUAAUAUCACUUGGUCCAUGAAAAAUUAGUAGUCUAAGCAAGCUUCAAUACUGUAACACAAAUGGAGAUGAGUUUUAUUUUGCAGGAGGAACACGUGUAUGAUGUAUGAGCAAUAGGAAGGGAAAAGGGCUAUCCAAGUCUUCAAUAGGCAGACACAGGGGGAUCUCAAUAAUAUAUUUUAGAAAUAUCUGAAAAAUGAUAAGUCCAUAGAAUUGCUGAUCUCUAUCUCGAUAUCCUCGAUGAAAUUUAUGUAAAAAAAUAGUUAUCAAAGGACAGUCAAAUCUAAUAUUUGAGAAUAUAUAGUUGUAUUGAACAAUGUGUACCAUGAAACUCACACCUUGGCUUUCUUUGAAAAUGGUCAAUAGUAACUGUAGGUUUCCAUAUUUUAGUAAAGUAACAUCCCUCUUAUUGUUAUCUAUACUUUUUGUAAAACCACAUUUAUUUUUAAAUGUUCUACAACUCUAUGUAAGGUGAUUUUUUUAAAUAAAUAAAACAUCUGUGUUUAA
Molecule: messenger RNA, 13413 nt
Organism: Mus musculus (house mouse)
Lineage: Eukaryota; Metazoa; Chordata; Mammalia; Rodentia; Muridae
Gene: Zfp760
Product: zinc finger protein 760
Exons: 6
Coding region: 9613-11628 (671 amino acids)
Biological process (GO): regulation of DNA-templated transcription
Cellular component (GO): nucleus
Source: RefSeq, a predicted model, not a curated record